UCGCAUGCGGACAGUUUUUCCAAAGGGGGAUCCAGAAGCAAACCUUCCCCCGACCAAAUCGGACUAGCCCUAGAAACACACACAUAGAUCGCGUGUAACUUUAACCACCACUUUAUAUACAUUCAUUACAGUCGGGGAUCAGGAGCAGGAUGCGGAAGGUGCAGGUCCUGGUUCAGACGCGCGACGGCCGGAAGACCGUCUACGAGGUGGAUCGCUAUGAAACCGUGGGCAAUCUGAAGACCCGGAUCGGGAGCGCCAUGUCCGUGCCCAUGGGCUUCAGUCGGCUGUCGUACAAGGGUCGCGUGCUGGCCAAUCAGAGCAUACUGGAGAACAUCGGCACCAAUAAGAUGUCCACCCUGGAUCUCAGCUGGAAGCCGAUCGUCCUGACGCCCAAUCAAGUGAGCGAAAAGGAGGGCGAGUUCGGCAAGGUCGAGGGCUAUGGCCAGAUGAUCAAAGCCGCUGUUUUGAUGCAGACUCUUGGCAGUUUGCAGAACGCGGAUGCUGCCAUCGGUGGCUUGCACAAUCCAACGGACGCCUCCAGUCCCCGAAACUUCAACGCGGACGACGAUGAUUAUCUGGAGGACCAGGACCAAAACUGCGCAUCUUCCGAUGGACUCGAAUUCUUAUCCAUUCAAAAGCCGCUGGAGCGGAUUGCACCAUUGGAUCCCCUGGAUCCUCUGGAUCUGUCCAAGGAGCUGGAGAACUGUGCGCCAUCCAAGGCUGCCGUUCACAAGAAGAAGGCCAAGAAGAAUCGCAAGAAGAAGUAGAGUGUUGUUUGUUUUCUGGAAUUCAACGGCUUUUGUAUCCAUUCCAAUUCGAAAUUCCUUCAAUCCGCCCGAUUUUCAGCCUUUGAUUUGAAAUCCAAAUUUGCGUUACAAGCUAAAAUAAUAAACCUUCCAUCCCACGAAUUCGUCACUCAAUUUCAGCCAUGAUUGAGUCCAUAUUUAAUGCGUAGAAUGCACAGUUGGAGCGCUAAAUUCUAUAUAUUUUUAAAAUUAAAAUUAACUAA
Drosophila erecta is the source of this 1009-nucleotide messenger RNA. RefSeq lists its product as uncharacterized. The record is from RefSeq and is a predicted model, not a curated record. Gene Ontology annotation, molecular function: protein binding. Lineage: Eukaryota; Metazoa; Arthropoda; Insecta; Diptera; Drosophilidae. Bases 150 to 767 code for a protein of 205 amino acids. The transcript has a single exon.